Sphenostylis stenocarpa is the source of this 219-nucleotide messenger RNA. Lineage: Eukaryota; Viridiplantae; Streptophyta; Magnoliopsida; Fabales; Fabaceae. The record is from the annotation of a GenBank genome assembly.
AUGAAGGCUUUUCUUAUUGCAUUCUUACUCUUUGCCUCUGUUUUCAUCAUUCCCACUUCAACUCUGGCUCGAGAGCUCAAUGAAGGGUCGUUUCAGACGGAAGACCCUAAUAAUCCUGCUGUUAAAUGUGAUACCAAUAACGGGUAUAGAAGUUGCUAUGCAACGACACCGCCAAUCAAAUCGGCAGCAUCACCAUGCUCAGAUUACAGUCAUGAGUGA